Molecule: messenger RNA, 1311 nt
Organism: Lactuca sativa (garden lettuce)
Lineage: Eukaryota; Viridiplantae; Streptophyta; Magnoliopsida; Asterales; Asteraceae
Product: Haloacid dehalogenase-like hydrolase (HAD) superfamily protein
Molecular function (GO): hydrolase activity
Source: RefSeq, a predicted model, not a curated record
GAAAACAGAAUCUACAUGCUGCAACUGCAACUGCAAAGAUACGAAAGUAUGCGGCUACUGGCCAUAGAAAUCGCACCUCUACGUACGGUUCUUGUUUCAACCGUCAUUCCCGGCGCCGGCUCCGGCGGUGGUAGAAAUAUCAAAAGCAUUGUCAAGUCACACAACCGCAAUUUUGCCCAAGGUCUUGUUACUUCAGGUCGCAUUCCUUCCUAUAAUUGUUGCCGCAAAAGCAAGCAGCGGCAUUCUAGGGUUAAUGCUGCAAAUGCCUCCUCCGGCAGCGGUUCUGAUGAUCCGAGCAACUCAACUAGACAGCUGGCUGUUCUUCUCGAAGUUGAAGGGGUCCUCAUGGAUGUAUAUCGCAUGGGCAAUCGUGAAGCCUUCAAUUUAGCAUUUAAGAAAUUGGGAUUGGAUUGUGCAAAUUGGACAGAACCAAUCUACUUAGAUCUUGUAAGGAAGAGCUUUGGUGGUGAGGAGGAAAUGCUAACUUUGUACUUCAAUAAGAUAGGUUGGCCUACUUCACUCCCCACUAAUGAGAAGGGAAGUUUCAUGAAAAGUGUUCUGCGAGAAAAGCAAAAAGCAUUGGAAGAUCUUGUGAUGUCAAAAUCUUUGCCUUUGAGACCUGGUGCUGAAGACUUUAUUGAUGAUGCACAUAAAGAAGGUGUUCCUGUUGUUGUACUAGCUGCCUACAGUAAAAGUGGUGAAAAUAUAGCAAAGCCAAUUAUCGAAAGGCUUGGCAAAGAUAGGAUGUCAAAAAUUAAAAUUGUUGGGAAGAUGGAGGUGGAGGAAAGUUUUUAUGGACAGCUUGUAUUGGGUAAAGGAGUUUCUUCAAGUUUGGAUGAGAAAUUAAUUAGUGAAGCAAGAAAAGCAGCUGCUAUUGAGAAGCAAAAAAUUGCUAAAGAGGUUGCAUCAGCUCUGAAAUUGAGUGUUGACAUUGAUACAACUUCAAGUGAAAGUGUAAAGAAAAUUGUGGCUGCACUUAGAGCAGGAGCUGAAUAUGCAGAAGUAGGUGUUCCUGAUUGUGUUCUUGUUGCUGGAAGUCUUCCUGGGGUGACUGCAGCUGAGCAAAUUGGCAUGCCAUGUGUUGUUCUUCGCAGCAGAUUGACAUCGAGGGCUGAGUUUCCUUCAGCAGAUGCAAUAUUGGAUAGUUUUGGUGCUCCGGAUUUGACAAUAUCAAGAUUACGACAACUCAGAUCUUCUUCAUAAAUACCCCAAAAUCAUCCAAUUUUUGUAUAUGUUGUGGUAUCUAGUAUGUACUAUGUAUUUAUUAUAACAUAAUUUAUCAAACACGAGAACUUUUAUUGUUUGCUUUGA